AUGCUGUCAACACCAAGCUUUCUAGGGGCUUUGCUGCUCCUAGUAGCUCCAUCUCUGGGAUCGGAUGUUUGCCAGGCUCCGCCCAUUGACCAUACUGGCACAGCUUUCAGCUAUGUCCAGCCAGAGAACACUACCAUCUUAAGCACUUAUGGUCACUCUCCAGCGGUAUAUCCUUCACCCAAGAUGAAUGGCACUGGCGGCUGGAAAACUGCUCUGCACAAGGCUAAGCAAUUUGUGAACAAACUCACAUCUGAAGAGAAGACAUGGAUGGCCACGGGGCAGCCUGGUCCCUGCGUUGGAAAUGUCCUGCCCAUUCCUCGUCUCAACUUCAGUGGACUUUGUCUCCAAAAUGGCCCACAAUGUAUUGAAGAAGGCAGUUAUUCCAGUGUUUUCGUGAGUGGCGUCUCAGCAGCUGCUAGCUGGGAUCGCAAGCUAUUGUACGAAAGAGCCCAUGCUCUCGCUGAGGAGCACAAGGCAAAGGGAUCCCAUGUCAUUCUCGGUCCCAUCGGUGGACCAUUAGGCCGCAGUCCUUACAAUGGUCGUACCUGGGAAGGUUUUGCAGCCGAUCCUUACCUGACCGGUGUUUGCAUGGAGGAAACCAUCCUCGGAAUGCAGGAUGCUGGAGUCCAAGCCAACGCUAAGCAUUUUAUUGCCUAUGAGCAAGAGACGCAGCGCAACCCCACAUAUGCCGCUGAUGCCAAUGCAACAACAUAUAUCCAAGAUUCAGUUUCCUCCAACCUGGAUGACCGAACUAUGCACGAGAUUUAUAUGUGGCCGUUUGCAAAUGCGGUCCGUGCUCGCGUUGCCAGCGCUAUGUGUUCUUACAACCGUGUCAACGGCUCCCACUCUUGCCAAAACUCAUAUGUGCUCAACCACCUGCUUAAGACCGAGCUCGGCUUCCAGGGAUAUGUCAUGUCGGACUGGGGUGCUACCCAUAGUGGCGUGGCAUCGAUUGAGAGCGGUAUGGAUAUGACCAUGCCCGGCGGCUUUACAGUCUACGGGGAGCUGUGGACCGAGGGUUCUUUCUUUGGAAAGAAUCUGACCGAAGCAAUCCACAAUGGAACUGUUAGCAUGGACCGUUUGGAUGAUAUGGCUCUUCGUAUCAUGACGCCUUACUUCUUGCUUGGACAGGAAAAGAACUACCCGAGUGUGGACGCCUCGGUCGGUCCCCUCAACGUUGACUCUCCAGUGGAUACCUGGCAGUACAAGUGGAACUUCACUGGACCAACCAACCGUGAUGUCCGUGGUAACCACAGCAUUAUGAUCCGCGAGCACGGUUCCGCAUCUACUGUUUUGUUGAAAAAUGAGAAGAAUGCCUUGCCCCUGCGCAAGCCUCGCAACAUCAUUAUUGCUGGAAAUGAUGCCGGUCCCUUGACUCAAGGCCAAGACACACUGGGUGACUUUGAGUACGGUGUGCUCGCCAACUCAGGAAGCUCUGGUGCUUGCCGAUUCUCCUACUUGUCCAACCCGCUAGAGGCUAUUUCUGCCCGCGCCCGCAAGGACGGAACUCUGGUUCAGUCAUACCUGAACAACACUCAAAUUGUCGAGACUGGACUGUCAUCUCUGGCUAUCCCCCAACAUCCAGAUGCCUGUCUUGUCUUCCUCAAGUCCUAUUCCGCUGAAGGUGAAGACCGAAGCUUUUUGGAGCUGGACUGGAAUGCCAAUGCUGUCGUUGAAACAGUGGCCAAAUUCUGCAACAACACAAUUGUCAUCACAAACUCCGGUGGUAUCAACACCAUGCCAUUCGCCGACAAUGAAAACGUUACUGCCAUUCUUGCCCAGCACUAUGCUGGUGAAGAAACCGGAAACGCCAUCGCAGACGUACUCUACGGCGACGUCAACCCAUCUGCGAAGUUGCCAUACGUUAUUGCCUACAAUGAGUCCGACUACAAUGCACCAUUGACCACAGACGUGAAGACCAAUGGUACCUGGGACUGGCAGAGCUGGUUUGACGAGGAGCUUGAGGUCGGCUACCGAUACUUUGACGCGCACAACAUCCCCGUGCGUUACGAAUUUGGUUACGGGCUCAGCUACACCACCUAUGGUUUGAAGAGCCUCAAGUCCAAGACUGCGGUCUCGAAGAACAUCACUGCUCUCCCUAAAAAGCAGCCCGUUCAGCCUGGUGGAAACCCUGCUCUCUGGGAGACUGUCUACACUGUUGAGGCCGAGGUUUCAAACACCGGACAUAUCUCUGGAUAUGCUGUUCCCCAACUUUACGUUGAAUUCCCUUCAUCGACCCCAGCUGGCACUCCACCUAACCAACUUCGUGGUUUCGAUAAAGUGUGGCUUCGACCUGGUCAGAAAAAGACUGUCGCUUUUGAGUUGAUGCGCCGGGAUGUGAGUUACUGGGAUGUUGUUGCUCAGGACUGGCGUAUUCCUACUGGAAAGUUCACUUUCAAAGCUGGCUUUAGUAGUCGUGAUUUCCGAUCAACACUUAACACUACUUUGAUUGCCACAUAA
Molecule: messenger RNA, 2460 nt
Organism: Penicillium angulare
Lineage: Eukaryota; Fungi; Ascomycota; Eurotiomycetes; Eurotiales; Aspergillaceae
Product: beta-glucosidase
Exons: 2
Coding region: 1-2460 (819 amino acids)
Biological process (GO): glucan catabolic process
Molecular function (GO): beta-glucosidase activity
Source: RefSeq, a predicted model, not a curated record